Messenger RNA from Cataglyphis hispanica, 3149 nucleotides. RefSeq lists its product as uncharacterized. The coding region runs from base 267 to 1082 and encodes 271 amino acids. The record is from RefSeq and is a predicted model, not a curated record. Lineage: Eukaryota; Metazoa; Arthropoda; Insecta; Hymenoptera; Formicidae. The transcript is spliced from 4 exons.
UUAACGCGUACGAAACGUGUGUAUUUAAAACUCUCAUCAUUUAUUCACUCGAAGCGACGUAAAUGUACGAGCAACGAAUUUUCGUGAAUAAAAUAGCGAAAUUCCUCGCAUUCCUCGCAUACUUCUCUCUCGCGCGAGAAAGUAUAUUCUGACUUUUAUAGGUUAUACACAGACGCCAGUGAGUUUACCAAUGUAAACUGACGUAAACAGAACAGCGAGAACGGAUUCUCGUGUCUUCUCGGUCAGUCCUUGGAACGGCGAGCCUUAUGUAUUGGAAUAGAACGACGACCGGUGCCAUACGAGAGGAAAUGCCGUUGAGCUCGAUAAGUCACGUCGCGAGUACUCCAACGGCGGAGAGUGUCAAUCCUGGUACGAGCGCACAAAUCACAUCGACCUGCUGCACUCCACCGCCGUCUUAUCACAAUAUCAAUUUGCCUCUCGGACAUCCCUCCACAUUGACCAACGAACGCGGCGCGCCACCCUCGUACGAGGAAGCGAUAGAUCCAAAUGCACCACCGCCGUCUUACGAUUCAUUAUUUGGUCGUAUGAGAGAAGCUCGUAAAAUAUCCAAAGGCAUAUUCGACUUUCUGAAAAAUAUCGUUUUCCUACUCUUGGGUACAAUCGGAUGUACCAUCAUUCUUGGAGUAACGAUAGUGGUACCAAUUUGCAUGAUGGUGAUUGGUGGACUGUAUCUUUACGACUGUCCACAGGGUGAAUACAUUCCCGUAUACUUGUUAGUAGGCGGUGGAUUUGGAGUAUUUAAACAAUUGUUAACUUUGUCAGCUAGAGUACGACAACGUCAAGAGGAAAGAGACGAAGAAAGAAUCAGACAAUCGCCUACACAGACUUUGAUAAAUUGUUUUAUGCUCGGAUGGUUCAUUAUUGGUUCUAUGUGGGUAUAUAAAGAAUACGAACCAAAUUAUGAUCCAGCAUUGGGAAAGUAUUGCAACAAGACAUUGUACUUAUUCGCCUUUUGGCUGAUUACGUCGGUCUACAUAUGCCUGGGUGUUAUAACGGCCGGCCUGUGCAGUAUUUCCGUAGCUAGCAUCGCGUUUCAGAGACCACCGCCAGAUUUGAUGUGAGAUCUCAAUGUGGCUUAAUCGUUUCGUAUACACAUCUACGAAUUGACAUACAUCUAGGAUCUUCCAUAUUUAACAAUACAAUCGUAUUUAUCGAUCAUAAAAAAAAAAAUCCGUUAUGGAUACAAAGCAUAUUUAUGGUUUUCCAUCUCUCAUGGAAAAUGAGAGAUGUAAAUCCGUUCUUCCCCGAUCCGUGAUCGAUAAAUACGAAAAGAAAAGAGGUGCUCAUUCUUCUAAAGAUAUUGGAUAUUAUAGCUACAAAGAGUUUAAAUAUGGAUAGCUCCGAUUUGUGUGUAUAUAAAUACGGAUAUAUACACGUAAGCGGGAGAGAAAUCUAAUUUUUAGGAGCAAAGUGACGAAAAGUCACUCGCUAAGAAUGGCACAACAUCGUUCACAGAGUCGCUUCGCAAAGGGCGCAAAAAUUUCGUCCACCUUUUACGUACCUGAGAUGCUUAAACGACUAUUUCGAAGGAAAUCGUUGGCACGUUAAACGCACAUAAAAUACUCUCGCGUGCAAAUGCGCACGCACGGUACGCAUUUCAAAUAAGUCAUCGUUCAAAUGAUUAUUCAUGACUAAGCGCGAUUAUUCGUAAUUACUCAAUUUUUGUCGCGACAUUGUAUGAGAGAAUCGGAGAAAAUAAUACGAUACAUCGAAGUCAGUUGUCUCUCGCUCUUGAUAGCCUCUCGACGAAGAAACGAAGGAAAAGCGAGAGAAAGCAAAGUAAAACUUCGACCGGCUGUGUGUACAUUUCGCGGAUUACUCGCGAAUUUUUUUAUCUUGUGCCAAGUGGACGCGGAGUCGCAGACCAAAGUAUUUUGCUAUCACAAAGUGUUGCUCGCGUCAGUGCGCACUACGGUUUAUAAUUAAAUUCGUUAUAAACUUGUCCAGUUAGUGCAAACUCGCGGCGACUCGCAUUACGCUUAUACAGCGGCGCUUUGGUACGACGGUCUAACAUAAUUUUACAAUAAAUAAAUGUUAGUCAUCGCACAUCGUUCUCUCGAUAUACUUCUUAUCUAUGUUAAGCACUUUACGGACUUGACUACAUAUAACAUACGCAUUUCGCUUGCUCGUAACUUAUUGAUAAAAGACUGCGAACUUGCGCGUGACAAUUUCUAUAUAUUUAUUCUGCCCUCUCUCCUCCGUCCUUCUAUGCCUCUAAUCUCCAUUGGACCUUUACGUCUCAAUACGAUUGCACGAUUCGUUUUUCUAUAAAAAAAAAGUAAGUCGCGUAACAUGCGAUCAAAAAAAUACGAUAUACAUGUCUUUUUUGUUCAAAAUGUCUCUAUCUUAUAAGAACUAUAAAAAACGGCAGUAUUCGUCAACAUUGUUCGAGCUCGCUAUUUUUUCGAAAAAAAAAAAAUUAACACGCUCCGUCGCGUCGUGCAACACAUGACGUAAUGUUGAUAUGGUGAAUUUUUAUGAUUCAUUAAACAAUUGUAUUACCAAGUGUUGAAUUAUGAAUAUUAUUGUACAUACUUAUAUACAUAUACAUAAUAUCACCGUUUCAUUCACUUUUUCGUAUGACUUUAUCAACUUUCCGACUGAAAUUUAGUCUUCCUCCCUCAGUCCUUACGUUUGUAAACGUAAUUAUUCUGAGUAUAAAAAAAUAAACAUAGGAUGUAGAUAUAAAUGUACGAAUAAGUAUAUGGACCUAGACAUGAAAUAUAAUCGUAUCUGCGACACAUCCUUUACAGGAUUACUUCAAACAGGCUUGCGCGCGCAACGAACAACAAUAACCGAGCUUGUGCUUUUACAAUUUCGCGUAAACAUCUUAAAAAGAUAUGUAUAUAAUUCGAUUGUGUGCACUAAUCACCAUACUCUGACUAAUAAAUUCGACACUGCACUAACAAAUUGUAAAUAACGUACGACAUGUAGGACUAUCGAUCGAGCGAAUACUGUAUCGCUCUUGCGCAUUUAUUAUAAUUAUUGCAAGUAUUAUAAUGAUAUUAUAUGAUUUCCAACAAUGUAAUAAUAUUCCUACGUUUUGCGUGGCAAGAACGCAUGCACACUCACAUACACACACACAUAUAUUCGUUGUUAUAAUUUCUUAAAUAAAGCGCUUAAAAUCA